UAAAAAUGCAGAUUUCUUGGUCUCCUCAUAAUCCCGGAAGAAGAUUUUGGACAUGCCCAUUCUAUGGGGCUAAGAAAUGUAAGUUCUUUGAAUGGAGGGAUGAUCCUAUUGAUGAAAGGUCUAAGUUUGUUAUUCACAAAUUGAUUAAGAAAAUGGAAGAGCAAGCAGUGGAAUUGAAGAAGAAAAUGGAAGAGCAAGCAGUGGAAUUGAAGAAGAAAAUGGCGGAAGAAGUUGGUUUGACAAAUGAAAUGGAAGAAGGAGAGUCUUCUUGCAUUGAUAGAGAUAUUGGUAAUGACAAUAUUGAAAUGGCCAUCGGUAAUGAGAAUAUCACUACAAAUGAAGAGAUGAGAGUGUUACAGGUUGAAGAAGAGAUGAAAGUGUCAAAGCUUGAAGAAGAGAUGAAAGUGAUGAAGCUUGAACAAGAGAAGAGGUGUAGAUGCUUUACUAUUAACAAGUUUUUGAUUUUGUGUUUCUUUGGUGUUGUUAUUUGGUUUAUUGGGUGUUUUUGA
This is a messenger RNA of Lycium ferocissimum, 509 nucleotides long. RefSeq lists its product as uncharacterized. Gene Ontology annotation, molecular function: zinc ion binding. The transcript is spliced from 2 exons. Lineage: Eukaryota; Viridiplantae; Streptophyta; Magnoliopsida; Solanales; Solanaceae. The record is from RefSeq and is a predicted model, not a curated record. Bases 6 to 509 code for a protein of 167 amino acids.